GUCGUGUACAAGGUGGAACUACGGCAAGCGACUAGUUUGGCGAACCUGUGACUGUUCCUGGCUACUCAACACCAAGGAGCGGAACAGUCAACUUGGAGUCAGGUGUCUCUUGCAACAAAAUGAAACAUCACAGUCUCCUCCUUUUCUUGUCCUCCUGUCUUCUGAGUGUCCUCUCUCAUGUGGACGCUGUGCAACAGAGACAGCCCCCCAUUGUCGAGAAUGCAGCUCACUUAUCCGGCCACGGUCGCUUUGACAAAAACAUGGUCCAGGAUAAAGACCACAUUAUGGAGCAUUUAGAGGGUGUGAUUGACAAACCAGAGAAAGACAUGUCACCUCAGGAGCUUCAGCUUCAUUAUUUUAAGAUGCACGAUUAUGAUGGCAACAACCUGUUAGAUGGGCUGGAGUUGGCUACAGCGAUCACCCACGUCCACAGAGAGGAGAGAGGGGAGGACAGCAAGCCAAUAGGAGAGGAAGAUCUCAUGAAGCUGAUCGAUGAAGUUCUGAGGGACGAUGACAAGAACAAUGACGGUUAUAUAGAUUACGCAGAGUUUGCCAAAUCACUAGAGUAAUACGUCACCCUGCACAAUACUGUUUUCUUUUUUUAUGUUCACAACAAAGCUGUAAAGGAGCAAUGGCUUUCCGGAAGAGCGCCAAUCUCUUUUGCACGGACCAGUCAGUUUUGUUAGUAGCAAAUUAUGUUUACUCUCUCAUCUGGAGCAGCAAACCUGCCGGUUCAAAACAGUAGAACGAGCAAUUCAGGCUAACUCACGCAAGCAAAAUCUUCCAUGCAAGCAUUUUCCAUUCUUGUAGUUUCCUACAAUUAGUGCCUCGUUAAAAGCUGAUUCACAUCAAACAACCAAUGAAAAGUUGUCUGCCACUGGGACAGUGUAAAAGCGCUGUAUAGUGCAGCUACUUGCAGCAUUUUAGGCUGAAACCUGCUAUUUCUUCCUGAAAGUUGUAUCUUGGUGAUGAAUGUCUAAAGUAUUGUACGUAUGAGCCAAUAGCUGUCAUCCUCACCGUGUUCGUGCAUCCAACGGGUACGUGACAGAAGAACAUGAAUGUAACGCAGUGCUGUCCUGUGCAAUGCUGCCUCUGUAUCACUGAACAAGACUAGUCGCCUUGCUGCUGUUUAGUUGGUCAACCCAUGAAGCUAAGCUCACGCACAACAUGCUCAUACAUAUACGCACACACACAAGUUCACGUAUAAGCUGCCUCGAGAAAAACAGCUUUUAAAUUGUCAAAUUCAUCUGUGAUUUUUGAUAAUGUACAGUUUGUUAUUCUAUAAAUAUAUAUUUUGUCAUCUUAUAUCUAUUCUUCACAGGUUGUUUAAUACAAGUAUUUAACAAAAAAAAAGCAUAAUAGAACUAGAAUGUGAACUAUUAAAAUCUGUUAUCAACAAUGUUA
This is a messenger RNA of Syngnathus typhle (broad-nosed pipefish), 1404 nucleotides long. RefSeq names its product multiple coagulation factor deficiency 2, ER cargo receptor complex subunit (gene mcfd2). The record is from RefSeq and is a predicted model, not a curated record. NCBI's taxonomy places the organism in Eukaryota, Metazoa, Chordata, Actinopteri, Syngnathiformes, Syngnathidae. The coding region runs from base 120 to 569 and encodes 149 amino acids. Gene Ontology annotation, molecular function: calcium ion binding. The transcript has 4 exons.